AUGGCGUCGGAAAUGGAUUCAGACACGGUCCUUGCUACCAACAUGGCGCCCAGCCUGUAUUUCUGCCCGGUUUGUGGUAAACCAUCCACGCAAGAAUCAUCGUUUACCCGCCAUGUGCAGUACUGCCGGCGACGGGCCGCCACCAAGCGGACAACACGGCCGCGGGCGUGUCGGCACUGCAGGGCGACCAAGAGCAAAUGCGACGCGCAGUGGCCUUGCAGCCGGUGUACAAGCAAGCACAAAGAGUGCGUCUACGACAAGCCGUGGCAUGUGGCAGAUGCUGCGAGCGAUUCAACAGCUGCCAAGGCCCCCAAGCCGGCUCGAGCGGCAGAGUGCGAUGCCCAGCAAACCUCAAGCGGUGCCGGUGCUGGGGCCUUGGUGACGUCCGCUUCCAGCUCCAGUUCCGAUACGGCUGCUGGCUCAAACUCCAACAGCCCGGCCGCCAGCGACGACAUGACCCUCCAUAGACCGUCAGGCAGACCGUCUUCUGGACAAGAAGAGGGGAAGGACGGUCAAUCAACGACCGAAGUGACGGUCGCAAUGUCCACUGCAGUUUCAGCCGCUCUUCCCGUGACACUGUCCGUUGCAGAAGCAGCCACGGGAAGGCUGACCUCGCCGAGUCUUGGUACCGGUAAUGGAAACAUGCCUAGUUUUCUGCUUCCUCAGGCGAUGAACAUGUUUGGGCUCAAUGGCUUCGGCAGCUUUGGAACCGACGGCGUUGCGUCCCCAUCGUUGGGGUUUCCUAUGGUGCCACCGUCGUCUGUGUCCGGGGUGAAUAUGCCUUCGCCCUUGUCGCUGCACUUGCCGUAUGCAGCGCCCCCGAACCCCAUCUUGGAAGUAUCGGAGCGGUCCUCGCCAUCGCCCAUAUCUGCAGAUCUUCGCCGCCUCAUCGUUUCCAUGGUUCGCACGUUCCCGCACAUGAUGACGAGACCCGGAAACAUGCCGCCGUUCAUCCAUCGCGUUGGGUGCGGGUUGCACUACGAUAGUGUGGAAGUGGAGAAACCCUUCUCGUCUGAAGUGACAGAUGGAAUGUCGUCAUCUUCAUCGUCAUCGUCAGCUUUGCUUUCUUCUUCUGUAUAUGGCCGGAGUGGUGUCCUCGACGCGCCUGACGGCUCCGUAUCGACGUCCUCACCCCAAAUGGCGCUGUUUACUCCACUCCCGAUCAUGGCUGCAUGUGUCGGUAUUUCCCAUGCAUUUGUUACAAGAAGCGCGCAUUCCGACGAGUUUUUGUGGCGAUCGAUCGACAAAGAGCACCAAAACAUUGUGAAUAGAUUGCGAUCGCUGUCGUUCGGCGAGAUAUUUGUUUCGAUCCAGGCGCUGGCCAUUUACACCACGAUGCGCUUAAUUGUCUAUGGCCGCGAAUACUUUUGCUCAGACAUGUCUCUCUUGGACACAAUGGGUAAACUCUCGGACCGCUUUCAUGAGCUUUGGCAUGGGCCGUUCACCCCCGCUCACUACGAGGACAGCGACCUGAUCCGCACUGAGAGGCCCAAGUGGGAAAACUGGAUCUUUGAUGAGACGCGCCGACGCAUCGUCACCAUUUGUUGGCUUAUGUCCCUCGCGGUCAACUCGCGGUCCCACACCUAUAAGCUUUCACAACCAGAGAAGUUCCCGUUACCAAGCAGCCGUCGCCUCUGGGAGGCAGACAGCCAAUCGGCAUGGGAACGCGAAUACGACAACCACCGGUUUGAGAAGCACAUCCUUUUCCAGAGUGCCAUGCACAGCAACCCAAUCAGCAACGGGCCCAGGUUCAAGCUGACUACUGUUGGUGAUCUCAGCCGGGCCAUCGACCGAGCGGUCGCCGACGAGGGAAGUUUUGGCUUACCGAGCAACAAAGCACUCUACGAGGACGAUCUCCUGGCUUACUGGCACGCGGGCGUGGACAGCCUGGGUAUGAUGGUGACCGCAGCUGCAGCAGAACACGCCUUUGAGCCUUAG
This is a messenger RNA of Sporothrix brasiliensis 5110, 1938 nucleotides long. RefSeq lists its product as uncharacterized. Gene Ontology annotation, molecular function: DNA-binding transcription factor activity, RNA polymerase II-specific; zinc ion binding. The transcript is spliced from 4 exons. Gene Ontology annotation, biological process: regulation of DNA-templated transcription. The coding region runs from base 1 to 1938 and encodes 645 amino acids. The record is from RefSeq and is a predicted model, not a curated record. NCBI's taxonomy places the organism in Eukaryota, Fungi, Ascomycota, Sordariomycetes, Ophiostomatales, Ophiostomataceae.